CGCAAUGAAUGCCAAUUAGUGGUGACCUCUACCGGCAAACCCGACUGUAUGUGUGAAUCACAUGUGAAUUGUUUUGACAAAAAUUUCUCGGAUUUAAUCGUCGAUUAAAUUAACGUUUAAUUAAAAUCCGACACAAAAGCCAUACGACGAGGGAAUGGCUGCACAGGUGUUGAACACGAUUGGGAAGAUAGGGGUGGGUCUGGCCAUCGGGGCGUCCGUUGUCAACACCGCUCUCUAUAAUGUGGACGGGGGGUCGAGGGCUGUCAUCUUUGACCGGUUCACUGGUGUGAAGCCCAAUGUGGUCGGGGAGGGCACACACUUCCUCAUACCACUGGUCCAGAGGGCCAUCAUAUACGACAUCCGGUCCCGUCCUCGCAAUGUGCCCGUCAUUACCGGCAGUAAAGGUAUUGUAGGCGACGAGUGUCUCAGCGAUGACCUCCAGAACGUUCAGAUCACGCUUCGGGUGCUCUUCCGACCCAUACCUAAAGAGUUGCCCCAUAUUUACGCCACUUUGGGUGAGGACUACGACGAGAGGGUAUUGCCAUCGAUUACCAAUGAAGUGCUCAAAGCAGUUGUGGCCCAGUUCGAUGCCGGGGAACUUAUAACACAGCGAGAGAUUGUCUCUCAACGAGUGUCCGAAGAGUUGACGGAAAGGGCCACUCAGUUUGGACUCAUUUUGGAUGAUAUAUCUCUCACACAUCUGACUUUUGGCAAAGAGUUUACGGCUGCCGUUGAGUUGAAACAAGUGGCACAACAGGAGGCAGAAAGGGCUCGCUUUUUGGUGGAGAAGGCAGAGCAGCAUAAGAAGGCGUCGAUCAUCUCGGCUGAGGGCGACUCACAGGCGGCCGGACUGCUCGCCAAAGCCUUCGAAGCGGGCGAAGCCUUAGUCGAGUUGAGACGUCUGGAGGCGGCCGAAGACAUCGCUCUACAACUGUCGCGAUCGCGAAAUGUGGUCUAUUUGCCGGCCAAUCAGAGCACUCUCAUCAGCUUACCUCAAAUGUAGCGCUAAUUCACAAGUUUAUGUAGUUUUAUGUCUCAAAAACCCUUUUUUACGAUACUAUAUGUCUAUUGUGUUAGAAAAUUAUGUAAUUUUUUGUUGAAAUAAAUAUUCAAACAAUUCU
Molecule: messenger RNA, 1121 nt
Organism: Oppiella nova
Lineage: Eukaryota; Metazoa; Arthropoda; Arachnida; Sarcoptiformes; Oppiidae
Source: the annotation of a GenBank genome assembly